UUUGUUUUUUUUUUUUUUUUUUUUUUUGAGACAGGGUCUUGCUCUGUUGCCAGGCUCGAGUGCAGUGGUAUGAUCUCUGCUCACUGCAACCUUCACCUCCUGGACCCAAGUGAUCCUCCCACCUCAACCUCCCAAGUAUCUGGGACUACAGGCACAUGCCACCAUGCCCGACUGAUUUUUUUGUGGAGAUGGGGUCUUGCUAUGUUGCCCAGGCUGGUCCUGAACUCCUGGGCUCAAGCGAUCCUCCUGCCUUGGCCUCCGAAAGUCCUGGAAUUACAGAUGUAAACCACCAUGACUGGCCAAGUUUUCAUUUGACUGCUCAACUUUAUUUUUAUGGAUUUUAAAAAUGUUUUCUUUAUGAAAUAUUUCCCUAAAUCAAGAUCAUAAAGUUCUUUUCCUAUUAGAAGAAAUAACUUAUUUUUUUCUCAAGGAGAUAAAGUUUGCUUUCAUAUUUUAUGUGGAGAUGAAUUUUUUGGUAAGGAUUCAAUUUCAUCUUUUCCCAGAUUGUUAUUCACUGUCCUAGCACCAAUUAUUGAAUAGCUUAAUGUUUUUCUAGUGAUCUCUAUGCUGCUUCCCUGCCAUAUUUACAUGGGCAUGUUUCUGGGCUCUGUUUUCUGUUUCAUUGGUCUAUUUUUCUUCCCCAGGGUUGUUUAACAGAAUACAGUUGAUUCUUGUUAUUUACAGUACUUCUAUGUGAAGUUGCCAUGAACAGUGAAUUAGUGAAUAUGGAAGUUGUUACUCCUAGGGGAAGUAUAGGAUUAGGUUCCUGCGAGCCUCUGAUCAUAACAUUUUUGUCAAGUGAUAAAUAGAUAAUUUUGUUUUAUAUUAGUUUCUGUUUAAAGACAUUUAAUAUGUAUCAUUGAUUCGUUAACAUUGAAUUAACUGCAAACAGCCCUAAAUUCAUACCUGAAUAAAGUGAUCUAAUUGUGCACUUUCUCCAUAAGGCAUAUUGCAGCUUCCUCGUGCUUCAUGCUUUAGAAACAAUAGAUGGCAUUUCAACACUACCCUUGGGGACCACUUAAAUAGUGAAGUCACCAACAAAAAGCACAAAAAUAUGAAAAGCAUGGCACUAGAUAGAUCAUGGAAAGGACACUUGUUUAUAUUAUGAGAGCUGAAACAAGAAGGCAUGGUGCCACCUUGUUCUACCUCAGCAGGGAACAUACCUGUUGAACAACUCAAAUUUUUUGUCACUUUGUGCUUAUCUGCAAAUGACCACGAAAAUGCUGCAAGUAUUGAUUUUGUUGUAACAAGUACCUUUUGGCAAGUAGGGAAAUUUGUAGAUAAGGAAUUUGUGAAGAAUGAGACUCAACCUAUGAAAUACUGGGAGAGAGGUAGUUUUUUAGGAAACAGCAUUAGCACUUUCCCCUCUCUGUCAUAUUUACAUAUAUCUUUAUAGCAUUUUAUUUUAAGAGAAUAAUGCUAUGAAUCUUUCUAAUACUAAGUCUUCUGAUAGAUGCCAUUAUGUCAAUAAAAAGACUUUUUUUUGGGAAUACCUUUGUUAUAUUUAUAAUCAUGUUAUUCAUAGGUAAAUUGAAGGAAAUAAUUUUAGGAAAGAAUUGCAACUCUUAAAAUGUUGAAAACAAGUCUAAACUAUUAAAACUUUUAUUAUAUGAGAAUUGUGAGGAUCAUAUUUUCUCAUAGGCAUUAUUAAUAACAAGGCAUAAGUUUUGUAAAGGCAAAUGCCCUUUGGAGGUUGAAAUUUAAAUAUUGGCUCUAUUAGUCCCUCAUUAGUGACGAUUUUCCUCAUGAACAUUGAUAAAGGAUUCCAAGAAAAAGAUAAAUGAAGAUUGUCUACAUCGUAAAUUAGAUCUCCCACUAAAUGUAUUUAUUGAGACUUGCCUGUUUUAUCCCUCAUGAUUUAAGAUCCUCAAGUGAAUUAUUUGCAUUAAUUUGAUAAGUGCUGAGAGUAGGAAUCAGAAAUGGUAGACCUCACCUAUAUUCAUCUUUUUUAUAUAGCAUACACUAUAUUCCUGUAUUUUUCAAAAAUGUUUAUUUUGUAGUAAAAUGUACAUAACAUAAAAUUUAGCGUUUUAACCGUUGUAUAGUUUAGUGGCAUUAAGUACAUUCACAUUGUUAUGCAACCAUCACCAUCAAUCAGCUUCAGAAUUUCUUCUUUUUCCAAACUGAAGCUUUGUACCUAUUAAUUAAUAACUCUCCACUCCCCGUGCCCUCUGGCUCCUGACAAUCACCAUUCUACAGUGUCAAUGAACUUACCACUCUAGUUACCCCAUGUAAGUGGAAUCAUACACGAUUUGUUCUUUUGUGUCUAGCUUAUUUCAUUUAGCAUCAUGUCUUCAAGGUUCAUAUAUGUUGUAGCAUGUGUCAAAUUUUUUUUUAAGGCUGAUAGUAUUCUAUUGUAUGUAUCUGUCACAUUCUGUUUAUCCAUUUAUCUGCCUUUUGACUAUUGUAAAUAAUACUACUGUGAACAUUGGUGUACAAAUAAGUUUUGACUCCUGCUUUCGAUUCUUGGGUAGAUACCCAGAAGGGGAAUUGCUGGGUCAUAUAGUAAUUCUGUGCUUAAGUUUUUGAGGAAGAAUCAUAUUUUCCACACCAGUUGUACCAUUUGCAUUCCUACCAGCAGUGCACAUAUAUUAAUACUGAGUUACUGAGCAGCACCUAUUGUUCUGAAGUAUGUUAUAAAUUAUUAACUCUUGCAUAUGUGUUGUAAGGUACAGUAGGAGUACAAAAAUCAUAUUCAGUAUGAAAUCUUUUGUGGUUGUGUUUUUUGCUGUAUAACUUGUAGUGGCAAAUAUUUCUGACUGUGACAUGAUGGCACCUCUUUUGGAAUCUCUGUGGAGUAGAUACAAUUAUGUAUUCUAGCUGUAGCUAUGAAGAAUUUUUGUUUCUAAAGUACUUUGAUUUCAGAGUUUAUUAAUAAAUCUGCUUUUCAUAUUACAGAAAAUAUAUUUGGUAUGCACAAUCAGAAGUGAUUAGAAAACCUACUGAUUAGCACAUUUAUGGGGUGUCAAUUAUAUGCAAGUUUCCAGUAUAUGGUAGAUACAAACAAGCAUUAGGAUAUGGUUAUUACUCUCAAGAGCUAUACAGUUUGAAGUCGCAAGACAAACACAUGAAAGUUACAUUGCAACACAUGAAAAAUAAGGGUAUAUUAUUUAAAAUGAAAAGAUGACAUGCCAGUAUGUGAUUAAUCGCCCACUGAGUAUUUCAGGCUGGAUUAACAUGAGCUUAGCUCAAAGGAAACAUCACUAUAGGGAGAGGUAUCUGAAAACGCUUCAUCUCUAAAGUAUAUAUUGAGUAGUGUGUUGAAGGAUGCAUAAAAUUCAGAUAGGUGGAGAGGUAAGGGCAAGCUCUUCCAAUUAAGGAGGAAUAGCAUAAAUGUCAGACGUUUUUACUGUGCCAAAUCAUUAAUUGGCAUUAAUUUAGCAUAGUCCUUGGACCUAAAAAUUAGGUUAUUUAACAAAAAUUGCAAGUUAGUCCUCCAGCUCUACAUUCCGUUCACGCUGCCAUGUUCACUAAGUGAUGAUGGUAGUAGUAAUAGGGGAAGCAGGAGAAGUAAUAGUAAACUAAUAUUUAUUAAGUGCUUUCUAUGUGCCAGGCACUGUGCUAACCACCCUUUACCAAUAUUAUCUCCAUUCGUUCUUCAGUAACCCUAUGAGCUAGGAGUUACGGGCUACUACCCCUUCCUGUGAGUGAAGAGGGGUAGACUUAGGGAACUUAAGUAACUUGCCCACAGUCACACAGAGUAGUGGAAUCAGUCAGGAUAUACAUACCCAGGGCGUUUAGUUUUAGAACCAGUACUUACUACCAUUGGGCAGUAUUGCCGUAGCACUAAAUGUAGGAGGGGCUAGUGAAAAAAAAAACAAAAACAAACGUGGACUUUUUUUUUUUUUAAUGACCUGCAAACUUUUGCAACCUUUAUGCAUGAUUGAUGUUUCAACAUUCUGGCAAUCCCUGGUGAUUAGCCAGGGUGGUUUGUAAACUGCUCUGGAAGGCUGUAGAGUGAUGAACUAGUGGUCUGUUCCUAAUGAGGCUUUUCCUUAACAUGAUGUCUUCUGUAGCUGCUCAAGAGCACAGUUAAUGGGGGUAAUCUGUUCUGUAAACAGCUAAGUAAUGACCUUAAACUUGUGUGUUCACAGCGGAAAGAAAACAUGCAUAUAUAAUUUUCUUCUGAUGAAACCUAAUGUAUUCAAGAAAAAGGAUCUUGCUUUUUGGAAGGAUGGAAAAAUUGGGAAUAAUUUUUUCCUCUUUGAUAAUUAGACCACUCAGUACUGUUGCUUAGUUUUUUGAUUCAGUUACUUUGAUGUGGUUACAAGAGGAAUUUUGGCUGUAAUGGAUUUCAUACAUUUUUGUAAGUUAUGUUUCCAUGUCUUGUGUGUGAUGUUGUGUACUGUUGACAUGAAAUACUCCUUUUUUGGUAAAGAUGGAUUGGCUUAACAGAUUAGAGCUACAGAAAGUAUGACUUAGCACGCUGGUAAGGCCACAAAAACCCAAGCAAGUUCCCCCAGUUUCGUAUCCUGUAAAUAGAGAUAAGUUAGUUUUUCUGUUUCAGAGAGUGGUUAUGGAAAACUACUAGGCUUUAAAAUGAUUGUUAAUCUCAGUGUGGGGACAUUUGGUUUGGGGACAUCAGUUCAAGAGUAAAUGUAUCUGAUCCUGCUUUGAAUAAAUGCAACUUGAAAGCCUUGGAAUUUUACCAGAUCGAAUCUGGGCCAAAUAGAAAGAAUGUCUAAUUUAAUAGGGAUAUAGACAGUUGGUUUAAACCAACAUUUUUGGACGAGGAGAGGCUAUGGAAAUGAAGAAAGAAGUGUUUAGAAAUAUCACACAAACAGCAUUUUAAGAAAGAAAGAUGGAUCAACCUAGUGGAAGAAGUUUCAUGCAAGUAUUAUGUGAAAAAUAUAGUCCUGAAAAUUUUCCUUAUCGCCGUGGCCCGGGGAUGGGAGUCCAUGUCCCAGCCACACCUCAGGGCUCUCCUAUGAAAGAUCGCCUCAACCUCCCAAGUGUACUAGUGUUGAACAGCUGUGGAAUAACCUGUGCAGGAGAUGAAAAAGAAAUUGCUGCUUUCUGUGCUCAUGUGUCGGAACUAGAUCUUUCUGACAACAAACUCGAAGACUGGCAUGAGGUCAGUAAAAUUGUGUCAAAUGUUCCUCAGUUGGAGUUUCUAAACCUGAGUUCCAACCCUCUGAAUUUGUCGGUUUUAGAAAGAACAUGUGCUGGGUCCUUCUCUGGGGUUCGCAAACUUGUCCUCAACAACAGCAAAGCUUCUUGGGAGACAGUCCACACGAUACUACAGGAGUUACCAGAUUUGGAGGAGCUCUUCCUGUGCCUUAAUGACUAUGAAACAGUGUCUUGUCCUUCUAUUUGCUGUCAUUCUCUUAAGCUACUACAUAUAACAGACAAUAACCUCCAAGACUGGACUGAAAUACGAAAGUUAGGAGUUAUGUUUCCUUCACUGGAUACCCUCGUCCUGGCCAACAAUCAUUUGAAUGCUAUUGAGGAGCCUGAUGAUUCAUUGGCCAGGUUGUUUCCUAAUCUUCGAUCCAUCAGCCUCCACAAGUCAGGUUUGCAGUCCUGGGAAGACAUUGAUAAGCUAAAUUCAUUUCCCAAACUGGAAGAAGUGAGAUUGUUAGGAAUUCCUCUUCUGCAGCCAUAUACCACCGAGGAGCGAAGGAAAUUGGUAAUAGCCAGAUUGCCAUCAGUUUCCAAACUUAAUGGCAGCGUUGUUACUGAUGGUGAACGAGAAGAUUCUGAGAGAUUUUUUAUUCGUUACUAUGUGGAUGUUCCACAGGAAGAAGUGCCAUUCAGGUAUCAUGAACUGAUCACUAAAUAUGGGAAGUUGGAGCCUUUGGCAGAAGUGGACCUAAGACCCCAGAGCAGUGCAAAAGUAGAAGUCCACUUUAACGAUCAGGUGGAAGAAAUGAGCAUUCGUCUGGACCAAACAGUGGCAGAGCUAAAGAAACAGUUAAAAACUCUAGUACAAUUACCCACAAGCAACAUGCUUCUCUACUAUUUUGACCAUGAAGCACCCUUUGGCCCAGAGGAAAUGAAGUACAGCUCUCGGGCAUUGCAUUCCUUUGGCAUUAGGGAUGGAGAUAAAAUUUACGUGGAAUCCAAAACAAAAUAACCUCUACCAGCCUUGUGAAAAACAUACACAUAAGGACUUGUUGCAGGGCAUUUGUUUUUAAUGUGGUUUUCUUUAGGAGGGAGAAGGUUGUUUUUGUUUUGUUUUGUUCUGUUUAGGUUUGGGAAGGAUUUUGUAUAUUUUUCCCCCUGGAGUGAGUAGGGGGCCAUUUUUGGGUGUUUUCUACCACAGAUUGAUUUGGGUCAGCCAGCGGAAUUGGCCACACUUCCAGUGUAUGUGCCCUCUCUAAGGAAAGAUGACAAAGAAAUCACCGACUUCUUACUGUGUUCACUGGGAUUUGCCUGCCACUUGGUUAUCAUUACUGUUGGGUGAACUUGUGAAGAUAACAUGAACACUGUAGCCCCUUAGAAGGGUCUCAUAGAGAUUUUAAACAGGGUGACAAGGAAUCUUCACAGGAAGGGCCAGAACUUCUCUCUCCCAGUUCUUCCUUCUGCUACCCUCCCUCCUUGGCUUUUUUGGUUCAGUUCCAUUUUUUUUUUCUUUUUGACGUGUGGUUUACCUAAUAGUUUUGUUCUGUUCAUAAUUCUUAUUUCUCAACCUGGGUGAUUUUUUUGUUCUCAUUUCUCCCUUUUGAAAUAAUUGAAAGUGUUUUAAGCAUUUUUCAACCUGAUUCUAAUCUCAGGUACGCAGUAAGAAGCUAUAACCCUGUUAGAACCUCGAAAAAGAGUAGAUGUAGAAUGAAAACUCCAGGAAAACUUGCAGUUAUUCUGGAAGCACCGGCAGAACAGUCUGAUCUCUUUGUAUGUUACUAACUCACUUUUAAUGUCCCUGUACAUUAUGUCAGCCAUUACUUUCGUAACAUGAAAUAUGUCAGAUUCCAGAGUUCUUUUAUUUUUGCUUAUUGAAUGUAUUUCCUCAUAUCUUUCUUUUUCAUUACUUUAAACUAUUGGGAAUUGAGGCCUGACUUCAUAAAUAAUUCAAUAGAGUCCUGGAUACGUGCACCAGGAGAGUUGAGAAUUAGCUCAUAAACUAUCUGUGGUGUGUGUGGGGAAUGAAGUUGGGGGAUGUGGGGGAAGAGCUUAUGACUUUCCCACCUGUGUCAUCCAUUGGAAGCCCUUGCUCUUGCACUUUGCAUUAAAAGUGGGAAACAUUAAUCAAAGGGAGAUUUUAUUCCCAGGUUUUCCCUGGGACUUUGUGAUGUCAUAAUUGAACAGUUCUUUUGUUUUACAUUUCAAUUUAGUUGCCUCAUAGAAGUAUAACUGCCCAAUCUAUGAGUAAAGUGUAAGUGUCAAAACUUUACAAUUGCCUCCAAGUCAUAUUUUUUGCAGAAGCACAUUUAAAGCACUUUUCUGUAAAAGCUAGUUCCUUACCUGCUUGGAAAUCUUUUUGUUUGUUCUUCUAUUCCUUUGUUAAUCAGAUGUAAUCCCUUUCUUUAAUGUGUAUUUUUCUCGGUCCACCAUGUUUACAGAUGGGAGACUUGAGAGAUACUUAGCAUAACCGGGGCAGAAAGUGUGUAAGUGAAGUAUUUUUCAAAGAAUGCAGUUAUUAUCUGAUUGCAUUUGACCUUUUGACCUUUGUUACAUAAUUCUACCCCUCCUACAAAUUUAAUUUUUUUAUGAAAUUUUUAGGUGACUUGUAAAUUCUUCAUGUAUGAGGAGUUGUGUUUAUUAAUGCUACUUUUUAAAUUUUCCUGUGCCAUGUGGCAGAUGUUUAUUCUCUUAAUGCACUUCAGGUUUGCUAUCUGUAAAGCCUUUGACCCAGGCCUACUGAGUCAAAUCUACAUUCAGUGUAACAUUAAAGGUGGAAACCAAAGGGUUUGAGAAAGACGAGUAAGGCCUAUUCUCCUUCUGCUGCAGACUUUAUCUUUCAAAAUCAUAAAAAUGAGCAAUGGAGAUCCAGGCUGGGUAUAGACAAGAAUAAUUAUUUUGCAAACACAUUUUCCUGACAGAUUUUUGGAAGUAGGAAAAAAGUAUGGCAACAGUGUCAUGAAGAUUGAAACUGUAGGUGCUUUGUGUAUGUACGCAUGAGUGCAGAUGAGUUUGAGAGAGAAAAAGUGUAAUUGAGCCCUUUGCUUUUGUCAGCCUGGGAAACAGAUGCGUUCUUAUUUUUUGAAGUUGUGUGACCCUGGACUGUCCCACAGCAGAAGGCAGAACAAACACUUAUGUUAUGCUUUAAUCAUAAGUGGAAUGGUCACAAUUAAUAAGAUAUUUUAUAUAUGGCAAAGUUUUAUGAAAUGCUUUUUUACUAUUAGAGACCUGUUUCUUCUGUUAUUACAGAACACAGUGUUUAUCAACUGCGGACAUAAUUCUUUUAUUAUACAGUUGCAUGUAAAGGGAGCUUCUCAUUUAAUUCAGCGGAUGUGGGUAUUUUUAGGGCAUUGUAAUUGAUGGUUUUAAUAAUUGCUGAAUAAUUUUUGAUUAAGAGAAAAAUGUAAUACAAUUACUGGUCUGAGUUACAGAACAGAAGUUAAUGAAAAAGGCUAUUUGAGCAUGUGUACUUAUAGAUUCAUUUGGGUGGCUAAGAAAAGAUGCUGCUUUUGAAAUAAAAUUGGUGCUGUGUAGACACUUGUAACCAAAAUUAUUUUUAUAACAGAACUAAAAGAAGGAGAGAAGAGGCCAUGGACCUUUGAGUUUACAUGUUAUACCUAAUUGAUUGUCUGCAGCUUAUCUGUAUUUUAAUAUUGACUUUGUCCAGAUUCAGUGAGAGCAUAGUAUUGACAUUAUGAGGCAAAAUGCUGUCAUCGCCAGUAUUACUGAUAUGUUGCUACAGGCACAAUGUAUAGAACAUACCUUUUCUAAAAUAGGAAUUAUUUCUAGUUAUGAAAAAGGAAAAGAGUAAUAAAGAAAACCAAAUCAAAACCAAGGGAUCCUUUCUACAUGUGGGUGAAUGGCUGCUAAAGCCACAGUAGAAACCAAUUUUUGAAUUUGAAUUGUUGAAAUAUCCUAGAUUGCUUUAAUGGAAAAAAUCCAGAGUCACAUAUCUUUUUUAUUAUCAAGUUUUUGCAGCCUUUUGCCAGCAUUGCCAUAAAUACGUAAGAAAGCAGCAGAUAGUAUAAGCCCCUUGUUAUUAAGACUUCUCAGUUAAUAUUAAGGCCAAAAUAUAACUUGAGCUAGGUAUAACAGGGCUGAAUGCUACAGUGUUGUUUUUAAAGAUUUUGCUUAUUUUUAAAGAAAGGAAAAUUCAGUUCUAACCAGAUGUUCCGAGAGCACUUGCACUAAGAGCUGAUCACCAUUUGAGGUGCGCGGCUUAACGCACAUGUGAGUGUAGCUUGCUACAUGAAAAUGCUAGGCUCUAGGGCAUGUAAAACAUGAAUACAGAAUACUAGAUUGUUCUAAGUAAUGUCAUUUCGGUUUGUGAAUUUGAUUUUUCCCUUCAUUUCAUGUCAGAUUGAAAAUGCAAACAAACUGCUCUCAAGAACACCCAGAAGCUGUGUUACCAGAUGUGUUGUGAACACUCUACUAUUUUUCAUAGGUGCUUCCUUGAAAUAUAUGUCCAUUGUAGUGGUGGAGAGGGACUGGACUCUCUCAGGCUCUUUACUUGCCAGUUGUCUCCCGCAGUUAAUGGAAAUAUAUAUACAUAUAUAUAUAUUUUAUUUAGAAUAUAAUUUAAACAUGAAGGUCUAUUCUUUGCACUUUUUAUUAAUAUAUAUAUAGAUAAUCUUUAAAAAAAUUAAAAUUCAAGUCCAUUUUA
Gorilla gorilla gorilla (western lowland gorilla) is the source of this 9724-nucleotide messenger RNA. RefSeq names its product tubulin-specific chaperone cofactor E-like protein. The transcript is spliced from 9 exons. Gene Ontology annotation, molecular function: extracellular matrix structural constituent; protein binding. Gene Ontology annotation, biological process: cell-matrix adhesion. NCBI's taxonomy places the organism in Eukaryota, Metazoa, Chordata, Mammalia, Primates, Hominidae. Gene Ontology annotation, cellular component: extracellular matrix. Bases 4802 to 6076 code for a protein of 424 amino acids. The record is from RefSeq and is a predicted model, not a curated record.